AUGCUGGCACAAACAUUUAAAAAUCCAUGCAGGACCGUCGUAGAACGGAUGUCCGGAACUACGGUCUUCGUCAGAAAUAAGAGAACAAAGAGCAAAAGUUCAUUGUCUCCCUUGGCGCAAAGGGUCGUCACACAGCUGAGUGUAAUGUCUGCAAGCAGGAAGCAACCUAAACUGCUGAAACUGGCGCGAGAGGACCUUAUCAAACAUCAGACCAUCGAGAAGUGUUGGUCUAUUUACCAGCAGCAACAACGGGAGCGCAGAAAUUCGCAGCUAGAAUUGCAAUACAAGAGUAUUCAGAAUGCCAUGACCCUUUUAGAGGAACUCAGCCCUCGUCUUUUCGAGGUCGCCAAUGCUUCCGAGAAAGGCAAGCGGUUUCCAAUGGAAAUGAAGGUGCCUACUGACUUCCCACCAAAUACACCAUGGCACUACCAUUUCCGGAAGUGA
This is a messenger RNA of Saccharomyces mikatae IFO 1815, 444 nucleotides long. RefSeq names its product mitochondrial 54S ribosomal protein mL40 (gene MRPL28). The record is from RefSeq and is a predicted model, not a curated record. Gene Ontology annotation, molecular function: structural constituent of ribosome. The coding region runs from base 1 to 444 and encodes 147 amino acids. Lineage: Eukaryota; Fungi; Ascomycota; Saccharomycetes; Saccharomycetales; Saccharomycetaceae. Gene Ontology annotation, biological process: mitochondrial translation. The transcript has a single exon.